Messenger RNA from Galendromus occidentalis (western predatory mite), 1758 nucleotides. Its product is annotated as zinc finger CCHC domain-containing protein 7. Gene Ontology annotation, cellular component: TRAMP complex. Gene Ontology annotation, biological process: TRAMP-dependent tRNA surveillance pathway; nuclear polyadenylation-dependent CUT catabolic process; nuclear polyadenylation-dependent snRNA catabolic process. Gene Ontology annotation, molecular function: zinc ion binding; RNA binding. The record is from RefSeq and is a predicted model, not a curated record. The coding region runs from base 1 to 1758 and encodes 585 amino acids. NCBI's taxonomy places the organism in Eukaryota, Metazoa, Arthropoda, Arachnida, Mesostigmata, Phytoseiidae. The transcript is spliced from 4 exons.
AUGGAUUGCGAGGAUGAUUACAAGUCGGAUGAGUGUGAUGAGCAUACAGCAACAGAAUUGUUUCUCAAUGCAUUCUUCAAAGAGCAGAGCAUUCCUGUGUCUUGCGAGGCAUACGUCAAAUCGAGGAGAAGUUUUACGGGGAUGGUGGUGGACGAACCGUCAGAAACCUGCGGCGAGCCUGUCGCUGCGUCCACCACGAUCCCAUCGGGCAAGCCGGGCCCCGUUCUAGAGGCGGCUGCUGCGAUCGAUGUCGUAGGAACUAGAAGAGCACCAGGUGAUAUCGAGUCGCUAGCAGACUCCUAUAUCGACGGGAGUGAUAAUGAAGGUAUUGCGACGAAAUUGGAAGUUCAAAAAGUCAAACCAAGGAAGACAGCCAAAGCCGACGGCAGACCUGCUGACAACCCCGGUCCAUCAGUGAGCUCGUCUCUGGAGUGCAAUCGGAGCGAUGAGAGUGGCGACUCCGAUGAUAUCAACGCGAAUAUCAGGCCGAGACCCAAGAGAGCAAAAAAAUCGCGAACGAGGGCAGAACGAAAUAAGAAGACUGAUGUGAUAUCCGUGCAGGAGUCUCCUACGAAGGCGACUCCCGUCAACAUCGAGAACUCCGAUGAUGGAUGCGAGAUUUCCACGGCGUUGCCGACCCUGUCACCGGAAUUCACCUCUGAUGAAGAAAUCUCUCUGAGUGAUCCCGAAGACAUGGAGCUCAAUGUAGUGAGUUUUGGACGGGGCAUUCCCGAUCAGGUGACUAUGAAGAAGAAACUUAGUCCCGAGGAACACAAACGUCUCUGGCAUGUGGACAUGGACGACAAGUUCCGACACCUCCGGAGAAAUCGCUAUCACACCUCGAAAGAGUGCAGAAAUUGUCGACAGAGCGGUCACCUCACCCAUGAGUGUCCGCUGCCCGAACGAAUAGUCUGUAUCCUGUGUGCGGAUACGACGCACAUCGCGGCGAGGUGUCCAAACAAAAUCUGUUCCACCUGCAAAAACGAGGGUCAUACAUGGUGGCGUUGUUAUCGAGCUCAACACCUGCUGGAGACCCAAUGCAGGAUCUGCAACAUAUUUGGUCAUAAGGCUGAUAUUUGUCCGGAUAACUGGAGACGCUUCCACUGCACCACCAGGGAGGGACCCCCGAUAGCACCGGAGGCAGGAGAGAAGCUGUCUCUGGCAAAGAAAUUCUGCUCGUGGUGCGGACGCCGGGGUCAUUUUGCGACCGACUGCGGCAGAGCGGCCAACUCAGGCAUAGCCAGUCGAUUCGUUCACAGCUACAAAGAACCGAGAACCAGCGCUAGGAAUCCGCAGAACAAGAAAAAAAGAAAGAAGAAACAGGAGUCGGCUUCUGAGCACGCUCAAACUUCACAGGCUGAGCGCGGAAGAGCUUCUGUCCUCGGAGGGGAUUUCAUUCCGAUUUCUGAGGCAUCGAAAAAGUUCAAUGGUUUCCCAAAUUCGAGCAGGGCGGGCGUCAGCAGCGGUUCAGAGAAGAAUGAUGGGAGCAAAAGGUCGAGGAAGUCAGGAGAUCGCAAGAGGGGGCAGCAUCCCAAGAAGAAACGUAAAUUAUAUGAACCCGACUUGGAAGGUAUAGACAUGUUCCCGUCGGUACGUAAACAGAAGCGGAAGAGAGCCGCCGAAUCAGAUGAUUCGGUACCAUUGAAUCGUCGGAAGGAGCGUCGGAGAGAGCGUCGGAAAUUGUUGCGGAUGCAGUCUCGAGAGGAGCGUGAUAAGAGUAAGAAAAAGAAGUUGAAACGCUCGAGAGGAGAGAGCUAG